UUUUACCAUUAGAACCCCAAGGAUGUUGUGCACAUGCGCGUUGUGCAAUCUACCGGAGCGCGAGAGGUAGGGAAGGAAGUCCUAAUGGCGGAGAAUGUACGGUCGCCUUUUGACUACCGGGAGCCACCGACCCUCGACAGCGACGGGGAUGGGAGCAAACCGCCGCCGCCACGGGGGCGAGUCUGUGGGAGAAAAAGGAAGGGGACACCAGUCAAGGUGUGUGACCGAGCGUAUGUAACAGAAGAUGAGGAGGAGGAGAGUAUGUCAGAGCACAGCUACAGCCCUGGUGAUGGCCAGUACCCAGAGGGUGCAGAAGACCGCCUCCCUCCACCUGGCAGUCCCUACUACCUCCCUGAUCCCACUCAGCUCUGUGUGCCAGAGUUGGGGGAGGAGGGAGCGAGUGGUGUUCGGGGACCUGUCCUCUUCCAUCCGCCACCCAACUGCCGGAUUCGAGAAGUCCACUGUGGGACACAGGUGCGGUUGGUUGUCAUAGCAAUCCGAGACAUCGCCAAAGGGGAGGAGAUCACAGUGGACUACAGCCUGACGGACUGGGGCGAGAAUGCAAUGGAGGAAGAGACCGGCCCCCAUCCACUGUCCCUCUCUGUUUCCGAUUACCUUACCCCCUCUUGGUCAUUAUCACCCUCAUCCUCCCCACUCACCCACUCUGAGCCCAGUGACUCAGACCGUGAGGAGGAUGAAGAGGAGGAAGACGACGAUGAUGACGACGACGACGAUGAAGAAGAGGAAAUUGAGGAGAUAAGGGGCCGAAUGCUUCGCCGACGCAAGAAGCGCAAGCUGCCCGCAGCAACCAAUUCAAAGAAGAAGAGCGCGCCCACCACCUCCAGUGGACCUGGGCGCCCCUGCUCAUCCUUCUCCCACCCGGCACCUGUCGCACCCCCUGCCAGAUCCCAGUCCCAGCCCCCAGGCAGCAGCCUGGCACCCCCAACCACCAACAUUAACAACAAUAUUAACAUAAACAUUGGCAGCUCCAGCGGUGCCACAGUGAGCCGGCGGCAGCACUGCCCCUACUGCGGCCGUCACUAUCGCUCUUUGGCACGCCACCUGGAGAAGCACCACGCCAACCAGCCAGAGGUCAGAACAGCCAUGGAGCUGGCACACCUGCAAACGCACAGCUCUUCAAACGGCAGCGCCUCACACCCUCACCCCUCAUCGUCCUCCACCACUCACAGCCAUUCCUUUGCUGUCCCUCAGCCCUCGGCCUCCAACCCUGCUCCCCCCCCUCUCUUCUCCAGGGAGAGGGAAUCGCCAGCUACACGCUCGAGCACAGGUGGCGUCUCGUUCUCCCUCUCGCUUUCGCCACCUUCUUCUGCUCAGCCUGCAGCCACUAAGAAGGCGCCUAGCUUACCAACGCCUAGCACAAAACGCCCCGCACCCCCGAUGGUGUCACGAGUUAAGAGUCCGUCACCACCUCCCCCAUCUACUCCCAGAAGGGGUCGGAGGAUGAAGAGAGAAAAGCAUGAAGAGCAGCAAAAGGUGGAGGUGGAAAGCUCGAGAAGUCAAGAGGAGCUGGUUCCACCUCCUACUCCUGAGCCAGACAUAGAUCCAGAUGAAGAUCUAGAGCUGAGUGGAGAAGAAAACACACCAGAGGAGAAGAAUGGAGAGAUUGUAAGCAUACAGAGACAUCACAUGUCUCCGCUGCUCUCUUCCCUCUCCUGUUUGGUCCUCUACCUCCGCCGCCAGCAGCACUCCUCUUUCCUUUCUCUAACCCGUUCUCCUCACUCUGCUGAGGCCUGGCGCCUGCUCUGCCAUUCCAGCCUCUCUCUUCUCAUCCUCUACAACCGCCACCGGGAAUGUGAGGUGGCCAAGCUCACUGUCCAGGACUACCGCAACCGUAUCAACCCUCUGGUCAGCUCCAGCAACAGCUCCCCCUCUGGCAUGGAAGCCCCCCUGUCCCCCUUUGAGCGCCAGGUCCUCUGUAACCUUCCGCGGGCUAGCGUUUUGGGCAAGCGUGGUCGCAUCCAGCCACUUAUUCUCCCGCCACACUGUGAGUCCUGCCUAGACCUACUCCUUCACACCAGCUCCAAUGUGGGCGUGGACCCAGAGAGUCCCUAUGUCUUCUCCCGGCCCUACCACUCUCCUGCCACACCGCUCCGGGGCACGGACCUUCUGAGAAACCUGGCACGAUCCAGCGGGGCCAAGAACCCUGGUGCAUUGACAGCGACGCGUGUGCGGCGGCAGGUAGCAAUACUUACUCAACUGCUACUUUUAGAGGAGGGUGAGGUCCAGGGUGGAGCCACUAAACGGCUGGAGGAGUUCCUGGAACGGGAGUACCAUGUGACCCAAAACUGCUCCACUAUCAUACGGGAUCCAGCACUGAUGGGUCGUGUGGGUCGUGUUGUUCUUUAUGGAGAGAAGGAAGGCGUGCUUUUCCGAGGGAUGAGCCUCCAGCACAUCUGUCUCGAGUUGGAUGUAAUGUCUGGCAACUCAGCAGACUCCUUCUCAGAAGAUUCAGAGGCAGAGGAAAAAAAGGAAGAAGUUAAGGAGAAAGCUGAGGUGAUGGUGAAGAAGAAAGGACCAGGGCGACCGCCACGGAAGAAGAGAGCACCCAUUUCCUCUCCAGGCAACCCGUCAAUAGCCAGUGUUCAUAAGAGAAGAUGCAUUCCACCCAAAUCAGGGAAGCGUGGUGUGCUGAAGCGCCCGUGGUCAGAAGCUGAGCGUGUAGCAGUAGAGACUCACCUAAAGAGAAACCUCAUGGAGCUGCGAGUCCCUGCGAAAGCGGACUGUGAGCGCUGCCUCGAACUCUGCCCUCUGCUGGUGAGCAACCAGCGAGACUGGAGGUCUAUCAAGUUUUACGUCCACAACCGCAUCCAGCUGCUGAAGAAGCAGGGGAGGAGGGAAAGUGCUGCCUCCGUCUGCUAGGGCCAAACACAGACAGAGGCAGAGGACACAUACCAUAAUGUAUAAACCACCAGCAAUCAUAAUGAAGAGAAAAGGUGGAGUCAUAAGUGAGUAGUGUAAUAAAACUGACUAAGCUAAGAAAACCGACGGGUUGCUCCAGUUAAGGAUCAUUCAUACUCCUAGUGUUGGGGAUGCCCAGUGUCUGUUCAAGAUGUACUUUUAAGCGGUUGGACAAGAUGUACGUAAAAGUGUGAAUAUGAGUUCAAACACAGUGAAUGCUUUUUUUUAAAGAUUUAUUUUUUAUGUCAUCCUUUUAUUAAAUAGUUGACAGUGGAGAGCAGCAGGAGAUAUAGGAGAGAGAAGGUGACAUGCAACCUAUGUCCCUGGAGUGAGUGACACCAAUCCACUAGGUUGUGGUUUGUGCUUUAGACCACCAGGACAUUUUUACAGCAAAUGGUCCUUGGUCUAGUGUUUGCUUUCACUGAAGGCUGAUGACCAAACAUGAAUGUGUAAAGCUUUGGAGGAAGAAACCAAUGGUCCCGAUUUUUUAAAAUCCCCACAGAUAGACUUCGUAUGAACUUGUAUAGUUUGUGUUUGAUAUUGACUGACCUUGUGCCCCCAACUGACGAGCGUAUUAAAAAAAAUUGUUCGGACAAUGAUGCAUUAGUGAAGUGGUUCUUGCACACCUCUUCUUCCAUAGUCAUAGUCAAGACUAUUCUGUAUCGAGGCACGUCUACUUGAAUUUAUUGCGUAUCGGAAAUUUUAAAGAAAUAUUUCAGAAUCAACUUACGGUCUUAUUCACAAUGUAAAUACUUCCUAAUCUAUGGCAAAUAUACAGUAGUGAUGGCAAAUAUGUCAGUGUGUUAUGGUGUAUAUACUGUAAAUACUACCUGUACUUAUUAAAGUGUAUGACAUUU
Sander lucioperca (pikeperch) is the source of this 3776-nucleotide messenger RNA. RefSeq lists its product as uncharacterized. Bases 34 to 2880 code for a protein of 948 amino acids. The transcript is spliced from 8 exons. Gene Ontology annotation, molecular function: protein binding. NCBI's taxonomy places the organism in Eukaryota, Metazoa, Chordata, Actinopteri, Perciformes, Percidae. The record is from RefSeq and is a predicted model, not a curated record.